CGUUCAUGUGAUCAGCUGUGUCCAAUCACAGCUGAUUACAUAGCACUGAUGAUCAGCGUGCCCUGAUGCCCAUCAGUGCCACAUAUCAGUGCCUACCAGUGCACAUCAAUGCCACAUAUCAGUGCCCAUCUGAGCUGCCUUUCAGUGUCACCCAUCAGUGCCAGUCAGUGCAACCUAUCAAUGCCAAUCAAUGCCACCUAUCAGUGCUGCCAAUCAGUGCCACCUAUCAGUGCCAGUCAGUGCCGCCUAACAGUGCUAGUCAGUGCCGCCUAUCAGUGCCAGUCAGUGCUGCCUAUCAGUGCCAUAUAUCAGUGCUGCCUUUCAGUGCCCAUCAGUGAUGCCGGUAUAUGCCCAUCAAUGCCACCUACCAGUGCCUCCAGAUCAGUG
Messenger RNA from Staurois parvus, 387 nucleotides. NCBI's taxonomy places the organism in Eukaryota, Metazoa, Chordata, Amphibia, Anura, Ranidae. The record is from the annotation of a GenBank genome assembly.